UGUUGGUGGCACAGCCUGUUGCUUGGUAACAUCGUGCGCUUCGACAGAGAUUGUUCCUCUUGCGACGGAAGCUUUUAGUUUUUUUUAAUCGUGAAGUUUGUUGUCGUCAUGUGAAGCGCAGAUGUUAAAGUGAGACCGAGCCAGAAUACAGCUGAAGAUGCCUGAGAGAGAAUCCUCCCAUAACAUCUCCCAUGCAGAGAAGACAUCCACCAUGGCCGUCUCUGCCGUCAGGAGUUGGUGGAACACCUACCAGUUGGACAAGUCCGACACCAAUAACUCCAGCACAGAGGAAGAUGAGGGGGAGUUGGCAGAGAGGAGGCAGUUGUCCACAAACCUCAAAAAGACGCUGCGGACGAGGCAGCUGCUCAUAGAUUUUGAUGGUGGCAGACCGGUUUUGAGUCUUAGGGCCCCGCAGGACCUGGUGAACUUUCCAUCAAUCUCCCGCCCCCAGUGGCCCAUAGAGUGUGAGGUCAUCAGCGACAUUAUCAAUCACAUAGAGUGGGAUCCACCAGAGCCAGAGGCCUUUUAUCAGCCCACAGGACAUGAGAGGACACCGAUGCUUGUUGGAGAAGAAAGAGGGAAAGUGGUUUACUGCAUUGACGAAGCCACUAAACGUCUCUAUUUCACCUGCUCCCGUGUGGGAGGGAGCAGGGGGCCCAUCAAGAGUGCCACCUCUUGUGACGUCAAUCAAACAGACUUCACCCUGGAGUUUGAGUCACGCUUUGAGAGCGGGAACCUCCAGAAAGCUGUGCAAGUGGGGGUGAAUGAGUAUGAGCUCACCCUGCGCACAGACAUGUACACGAGGAAGCACACGCAGUGGUUCUACUUCAGGGUCAGGAACAUGGAGGCUGGAGUCACCUACCGCUUCACUAUUGUCAACUUGAUGAAAAGCAGCAGCCUGUAUUCUCACGGUAUGAGACCACUCCUCUACUCUGAGAGGGCGGCCAAGGAGGAAGGUGUUGGAUGGCACCGCACCGGCUCCAACAUCAGAUACUAUCGAAACUGCAAUCAGAAUACAAAGGACAACAACAGCAACAUCAUCGUCCUUUACUCACUUACCUGGACUCUCCGGUUCCCUUAUGACUCAGACACCUGCUACCUGGCCCACUGCUACCCCUACACCUACUCACACCUGCAGCGCUACCUUCAGCAUGCUUCCUCCAAGCCAGCAGUCUCCUCGUACUGUAAAUUGCGGGUGCUGUGCCACAGCCUCGCUGGGAACGCUGUGUACGUGGUGAACAUAACAUCCCAAGGAGUUGGAAAGGUGAAGGGCAGGUCCAAGAAGGCUGUGGUGGUGACAGCCCGAGUGCACCCCGGAGAAACCAACGGGUCCUGGAUGAUGGAGGGGUUGCUGGACUUUCUGCUCGGGGACUCUGCAGACGCUCAGCUGCUCAGGGACACCUUUGUUUUUAAGGUGGUGCCGAUGCUGAACCCUGAUGGUGUGGUGGUGGGGAAUUACCGCUGCUCUCUGGCCGGCAGGGACCUCAACAGAAACUACAAGACACUGCUCAGGGAUUCUUUUCCCUGUGUGUGGCACACCCGCAACAUGGUGGAGAGGUUAAUGGCAGAGACAGAUGUAGCUCUUUACUGUGACUUUCAUGGACACAACCGCAAAAACAAUGUCUUCAUGUACGGCUGCAACAACCGAGGUGAUGGUUCUCUGAAGCUUCACGAAAGAGUUUUUCCUCUAAUGAUGAGCAAGAACGCCAGUAACAAGUUCUCCUUCAAGAGCUGUAAAUUCAAGGUGCAGAGGAGCAAAGAGGGAACAGGACGAAUCGCCAUGUGGAGACUUGGCAUCAGAAACAGCUACACUAUGGAGGCCACGUUUGGAGGCUCCACUCUGGGUGACAGGAGAGGGACACAUUUUACAACACGAGACCUGAAGUCCCUGGGCUUUUAUUUUUGUGACACCCUGCUGGACUUCUGUGACCCUGACCCAACGAAGACCAUGUACUGUCUGACGGAGCUGGCAGCGUUGUUGAGAAAGCAGGUCAGAGAGAGGCUGGGCAAAGAUUUAGGCACAGAUUGUAACAUCUCUGUGUCUGACCUAGAAACCAGCACCAGUGGAUCAAACAGUUCAGAUUCAGACGGACUCCCAGUUCAUUUACUGAACCAGCCACAAACUGUCCAUCCAGAGCAAACUCCCGUGAAGAAGAAGAAACAUUUAAGGAGUCGUAAAGAGAGGAACAGACAGCGACCAGACAGAGCGAAGAACGAUACACAGCCACAGGUCAUCAAAAAUACUGAGUCAGUUCUGCCUCACGGGGCCACAGUUAAAGAGAGCGUCACAGAGAGGCCUGUCGGACGACACCGGAGAAAAUGGCUGGUGAACAGUGUGAUGAAAAAAGCUGUGAUGCCUCCUCCCAACACUGGAGAGGUCAGUCAGGUGACUCUGUGGCAGGGCUGCGAACCUGUCAAGGACGAUGGUCUGCAAAACACGAGGGCUGCACAGUCACAUCACAGGGCAAAGGCGUGUCCUCAUCUCAGCACAUACACAGCAGCAUCACCUCACACAGAUGACCUUGGGAUGGAUACAGGACGGUGGCGAUGCUCCUCUCAGCUGUUGCACCUGAGCGCGUUGAUACCUUCACCGAAUCUCGCUCAUCUCAACCGGCGACAGCAUCACUACCCUCGACAAUCCUUUGUGUCCUACAAAGUCUACAGAGGGCUGCUGCCGUCCCUAAAAACAGCACACAGGUCUCCCUCAUCAACAUGCGUCAAGAUGGUUCCAGAUAUGAGUCCAACAAAGCGCCUGCUGUCAAGUCUCACCAAUGACAACAGACGGUUUGUUUAUGGAGCCAGAAGUUCUUUACGUGUUUCAGAAAGUUCCUCUGUGCUGGAGGAUUCCUUCAGCUCUCACACAGAUGUGACUACGAUCAAACGGCAGAACGAGGAACAGGAAGAUGACCCCCCACCAGUGGGGUUGUCUCUGCGGACAUGUGAACCAUUUGCAGAGCAGAACCAGAGCGUUAAGAGCCCUGACGUCCCGCUGAGAGAAACUGAAUCACACAGCAGUUUAUUUGGGUCUGUGAUGAGAACCACAGACCUGAGAGGGAAAAGACUGUGUAAAGAUGCUCAGGAGAACAAAGGGCAGUUGGAUGUUUUACCACCAGUGUCAAAGCCGUCAGACUUUAUGAAGAUGAAACAUCCACAGAGUGACACACUCAGUCGGCUGAGGGCUGAGGGCAUCAGACACCGUCACACUGAAAGAAAAAGUACAGCUCCACAAGAGGCGAUGGUCUCCAUCACCAGACCAUCACAGUCUGCACCACUGUAGGAUGCUCUAUUCUAAAAUCUGAGAACUACAGAUUCAGUUAUCUAUUAAAUCCACAAAGGAGAUUGUUUUAAUCUGCAAGUGUUUGUUUUUAAACAGGAAUAAGCAAAACCACAGGACAGAUUUCCACAAAACUUUGUGGAGGGAUGUGGUAUAAGUAAAAUUCUAGUGCAGAUCAGCGGUUCCUGGAUAUUUGUUUUCUACUUUCUUUAACAUUGCGAGAUUUUUUUGACAUUUUCACGGACAAUCCAACGUCAGUCUCUGUUUGGUAUUUAACUAUACCUGUAUUAGACUUUGAUAAAAGUGAAAUUAACACUAUAAAUGUAUUUUUUGGAUAUUG
Messenger RNA from Paralichthys olivaceus (Japanese flounder), 3614 nucleotides. RefSeq names its product AGBL carboxypeptidase 2 (gene agbl2). Lineage: Eukaryota; Metazoa; Chordata; Actinopteri; Pleuronectiformes; Paralichthyidae. Gene Ontology annotation, biological process: proteolysis. Gene Ontology annotation, molecular function: zinc ion binding; metallocarboxypeptidase activity. The record is from RefSeq and is a predicted model, not a curated record.